Messenger RNA from Symbiodinium necroappetens, 549 nucleotides. Lineage: Eukaryota; Dinophyceae; Suessiales; Symbiodiniaceae. The record is from the annotation of a GenBank genome assembly.
AUGUCUAUGUCUAUGACUAUGAUGUCUUCCUUUGUGCAGGAGCUGGGAAUCCCCUUCCGGUGCCUCUCCACGUCGGAGACAUGCAAGGCCUACAGGGCCUACCAGGCAGCGAAUUUCGAGAUCGGCUGUCAGUAUGAGUCUGUUCAGGCACAGAUCGCUGCACACAAGAGAGUCAAGAGCGAGGGUGAGUCCGAAGAUGUGGAUUUGUUGGUGAUAGGCACACCUUGUGCCCCAUUCAGUUGCAUGCGGGGAAAGCGCUUCCACAAAGAGUCUGUGAACCAGCAUGCAGCUUACGACUUAACUUUCCGACAUAUCUAUGAGGCCGCCCAAACCUUUGAACCAGCUGCACUUGUGAUGGAGCAGUCUGCGGGUUUCCAGUUGAAAGUGCAUUCAGAGACUACAGAGACUCCUCUGAAUACGUUCCUGGACGGCUUCAAGGCGCUCCCUUUCCAGAAAGGCGGCUACUGGAUCAUCAAGCUCGACAUGGACAUGUCAAUCUGGGCGAACAUAUCUCGGAGCAGGCCUGCAAACUCGCAGAGUGCACGGUAA